AUGAUCACGGGCUCGGGCGUGUACCACGCCGUGGAGACGAUGGCGCCGCUGUACACGGCGGCGGCGCUGGGCUACGCGUCGGUGCGCUGGCUCGGGGCCUUCUCCGAGGAGCAGUGCGCGGGGAUCAACCACUUCGUCGCCACCUACGCCCUGCCGGCGCUCGUCUUCGACAUGGUCUCCACCAACGACCCCUACGCCAUGAACGCCCGCCUCGUCGCCGCCGACACGCUGCAGAAGAGGGCCAUGCUGCUCGGCCUCCUGGCGUGGGCCGCGUGGCCCUCGUCCCGCUGCCGCGGCGAGAGAUUGAGCGGCCGCAACUCUGCGCUGCGGUGGGUGGUGACCGCCUUCUCCGUGGCGCAGCUGCCCAGCAUCAUCAUCAUGGGCGUGCCGCUCCUCAGCGGCAUGUACGGGCCCGCGUCCAAGGACCUCAUGAAGCAGAUCGUCGUGAUGCAGUUCUGCCUCUGGUACAACGUCGUCAUCUUCAUGUACGAGUACAUGGCGGCGACGGACGGCAGCACCAAGGCCAGCCUCGGGUUGCCGGAGAAACGCGCCAUUGCGGCAGUUGAGCGAGUCCACCAAGUAACCGUGAACGUUGAAAGCACGGAGCACACCAGACAACAAGGCAUGGCCGUGGCCGGCCAGCAGGCGACGGCGGCGCUCACGACGGAGGUGUGUGCUGGUGAAGAUGAUGAGAGCGCGGAGGCAGAGGAUGACUCGCUGCCGGCGUCUCCAUCGAUGAGGCAUAUCGCUUUCAUGACAGGGAAAAAGGUUCUCAGGAUUCCGAAUAGCUAUGCUAGCUUCCUUGGCCUCGUCUGGGCUCUAAUCACUUUCAAGUGUGGUAUCAAGAUGCCAAAAAUAAUCCUCGACUCUUUGUUCACCAUACAAACUACAACAAUUGGUCUAAGCAUGUUCUCAUCAGGGACGUUCAUGGCGCGACAACCACAGUUCAUUCCUUGCGGCUACGCGAUCGCAAUGGUUUCAUUGGUCCUCAAGUUUCUGAUAGGCCCGGUGGCAAUGUUGCUCGCUUCGCUGGCCGUCGGUAUGCACGGCACCCUGCUACGUAUUGCUGUUGUACAGGCAGCACUCCCGUUGGCCGUCGCUUCAUUUGUGUAUGCUGAAGAGUACAAGGUCCAUGCAGAAAUCAUGAGCACAGGGGUCAUUCUUGGGAUCCUUAUCUCAUUCCCCGUGACAAUUGUGUAUUAUAUUCUACUAGAAUUGUGAUGGAGUUAUCAAAACCGGUAUAAUCAAAGCCUGAAACUCAAUUGAUAUGUGAUGCAUAGAAGACAUGACACACCACAACUGGAGACAUAAAUGUAUCGCAUGGCAUGAUCAUCCAGAAGGAAGCAAAUUAUGACGUUGUUCGCAUAGGAUUACUCAGAAGAAAGUUCACUAUGACUAAAAACAGUUGUGAUGUUUGUUAAAUCUUUAGAGUGUACAAAAGGUACUAUACAGAGAUGGAAUUCUAACUGGCCUGUGUAUUGGUCACCUAAUUGACAAGAGUACUUGCGCAAGGCUAGUGAAUUGAUUUAUGGAGGAGUGACUCCCA
Molecule: messenger RNA, 1546 nt
Organism: Triticum aestivum (bread wheat)
Lineage: Eukaryota; Viridiplantae; Streptophyta; Magnoliopsida; Poales; Poaceae
Product: probable auxin efflux carrier component 9
Exons: 5
Coding region: 1-1221 (406 amino acids)
Biological process (GO): auxin polar transport; auxin export across the plasma membrane
Cellular component (GO): endoplasmic reticulum; plasma membrane
Molecular function (GO): auxin efflux transmembrane transporter activity
Source: RefSeq, a predicted model, not a curated record